AUGUGUUACCGUCUUUCAGAUGUACGGACAGGCAGAGGAAAGCGGGGAACGUGGCAGCGGGAGAGCAAAACGCUCAAAAUAAUGGGGCUGUUUUUAAUCAACACCCUCAGCACGGCAGCCUCGCAGCCACUCAUCACUGAGGGCAAGUUAAUAUGCAUCGGACCGAACAAUCAGAGCUACAUCUGUGAAUCGGGCCACUGCUGUGGAGAGUUGCAGUGCUGCAGCUUCUAUUAUGAACUGUGGUGGUUCUGGCUGAUAUGGACUGUCAUUAUCAUCCUGAGCUGCUGUUGUGUGUGUCACCAUCGUCGUGCUAAACAUCGACUCCAGCAACAACAGCGGCAGCAUGAGAUUAACCUUAUUGCCUACAGAGAAGUGCACAACUACUCAUCACUGCCCUUUUACCUCAGGUUUUUGCCUAGCUACCUCUUACCUGCAUAUGAGGAGGUGGAGAACAGACCCCCAACUCCUCCUCCUCCUUAUAGUGCCUCUCAGCCUGGUGAGAAUCCUGAAUCUGUGAGCCCACAGCAGUCAGAUGAGAUUUGCUCAUCGUUACAGCCCAGCUGCACAGUCCCUGCAUCGGAGAGCAGUUCAUCCGGACACUGCAUUGAAGAUACCCAUCAUCUUCCUGUGCACUGCCCUACAGGAAAUGCAAACAAACCCUACCUAAGCUUCGAGGAGGAUAGUCAACAACAGCAGGUUGCAUCCGCCACAACACCCGAUAUAACCAAGCAGUCUGGAGAUCAGGGGCUUGACGCAUGUCCUGAGAGUAAGGACAAAACUCCAGGGCGCCAUAGACGCUUCACCGGAGAUUCAGGUAUUGAGGUGUGCGUGUGCAGCCGUGAGCCAGAGGAAGAGGAUGGAGAGGAUCAUAUGAAGGAGCUUGAGGGACUUUUAGACAGAGAGGGGUUACAGGAGCAGGACUUCUGUGAUAGUUGCAACCCCAAUAGCAAUGGCCUUCAAAGGUCAGAUAAUGAGGAGCUGGGAUUUGCUGGCCCAGAAAGAAGUCCUGAGCACAGAGAGCCUCCUAUCCAGCGGCCUCCCAUUUGCCUUCAUUUGCACACCAUCAACGAACAGGAGGCUCAUCAGCAUGGUAACAAUGCAGAGCCCCAAAACUAAGCACCACCUUUGCAUUGUACUGCAGUGACUUUCUUAUGUAAUGCUAUCUCCCUUUAUUUUCUUACUGUACUGUUGCUUUGGUUGUAAAUGUUUGGGUGUGUUGGGGGUGUGAAUAUUAUGCAGUGUUUUACACCUAAAAUAAUCUAGCUAAGCAUUUUUAAAUAGAGGCUGUGGUCAAAUCCUAAUGGGGAAGCACCAAACCGGUACUGCAUAUUAGUAUGAUGACUCGAGGUUAGAUGCUGACGGAAUGUCUGAUCAAAUUCUUAUCUUAUCCACUGCCAUAGUUAAUACUGUAUGAUGUUAAUUAAAGAAAAAGAGUUUUUUUUUUCAUGUAAAUAUAAGACAGAAAUUGUCUUCAGGCCCAUAUAACACCUGUGGUGUUUUGCAGAAUUGGACUACAAAAACUUGCAGAUUGUUGACAAGUUAAUGUCAGUAACAAUGUCUGGUUUUUUGGAAGUAAGAUGUGAAUGUAUUGUGGCUAAAUGCAGCGUGAUUAGGCCUGUGCUACAAUAUUAGCAGGGCGGCACGGUGGCUAAGUGGGUAGCCCAGGUGGGACGGUCCGGGUCCUUUCUGUGUGGAGUUUGCAUGUUUUCCCCGUGUCCGCGUGGGUUUACUCCGGGUGCUCUGGUUUCCUCCCACAGUCCAAAGACGUGCAAGUGAGGUAAAUUGGAGAUACAAAAUUGUCCAACACUGUGUUUGAUAUAACCUUGUGAACUAAUGAAUCUUGUGUAAUGAGUAACUACUCGUCCUGUCAUGACUGUAACCAAAAUGUUUAAAAUAUGACGUUAAAAUCCUAAUAAACAAACAUUAUUAUAAUGUUAUAAUGAAGUGUAGGGCACUAACUGAGCUAAUGAAAGUACCUGUUGUUAGUUGCUUUUUACAUUAUGUAAUUUUAUGCCACUAGUUAAUCCUUAACUAUUAACAGUUAAAGUGUGUUAACUGUU
Molecule: messenger RNA, 2060 nt
Organism: Trichomycterus rosablanca
Lineage: Eukaryota; Metazoa; Chordata; Actinopteri; Siluriformes; Trichomycteridae
Gene: wbp1la
Product: WW domain binding protein 1-like a
Exons: 4
Coding region: 1-1116 (371 amino acids)
Source: RefSeq, a predicted model, not a curated record